Raphanus sativus (radish) is the source of this 2525-nucleotide messenger RNA. Its product is annotated as CSC1-like protein HYP1. The record is from RefSeq and is a predicted model, not a curated record. Gene Ontology annotation, molecular function: calcium-activated cation channel activity. Gene Ontology annotation, cellular component: plasma membrane. Bases 201 to 2345 code for a protein of 714 amino acids. Lineage: Eukaryota; Viridiplantae; Streptophyta; Magnoliopsida; Brassicales; Brassicaceae. The transcript is spliced from 11 exons.
AAAUGAUCACCGCCUUGACUAUUUCAUGCCAAAGGUUUUGAUAUUUUCUUAUUAAAUUUGUGUGCUUUUGAUCGAAAAGCUUCAGCCUUUUUGAACAACCCUCUCUUGUUUGCAUCCGAUCAUAGGUUACUUCUGAGUUUGUCUUGAUCAAUCCAAAUCCUCUUGUUGUUGGGUUUUAGGAAGGUUCCAAUUUCGGAGUUAUGAUUCUGUCGGCGCUUUUAACUUCAGUGGGAAUCAAUCUAGGCCUCUGUUUCCUCUUCUUCACUUUGUAUUCAAUACUGAGGAAACAGCCUGGCAAUGUCACCGUCUACGGUCCACGGCUUAUUCAACAAGGCGGCGAGUCUCAGCAGACAAAUGCUUUCAACCUCGAGAGGCUUUUGCCUACUGCUGGUUGGGUCAAAAGAGCAUUGCAACCUACCAACGAUGACAUCCUCUCCAAUCUUGGCUUAGAUGCUUUGGUCUUCAUUCGUGUCUUUGUCUUCUGUAUACGAGUGUUCAGCUUUGCUUCUGUUGUUGGGAUCUUCAUCCUUCUUCCAGUCAAUUAUAUGGGUACCGAGUUUGAAGAGUUUUUCGACCUGCCAAAGAAGUCUCUUGAUUCCUUCAGCAUCUCUAAUGUUAACGAUGGAUCAAAUAAGUUGUGGAUUCACUUUUCCGCAAUAUACAUCUUCACAGCGGUUGUUUGCUAUCUGCUUUACUAUGAGCACAAGUACCUUUCAUCUAAGCGGAUUGAUCAUUUUUAUUCAUCCAAGCCUCAGCCGCAUGAAUUUACCGUUCUUGUCAGUGGCGUCCCUCUUGUUCCUGGAAACAGUAUAAGUGAAACUGUGGAAAGCUUUUUCAGGGAGUAUCAUUCUUCCACUUAUCUUUCUCACGUUGUUGUUCAUCGGACAGACAAGUUAAAGGCUCUCAUGAAUGAUGCUGAGAAGGUAUACAAGAAACUUAUUCGAGUGAAAUCCGGAAGCAUGUCACUUCAGAAGUCUAUGCGGGAUGGGUUUUUAGGGAUGUUUGGAAAGAAAGUUGAUGUGGUUGAGCAUUACGAAAAGAAGCUCGAGAAGUUAGAAGACGACAUGAGAUUGAAACAGUCUUUAUUAGCAGGAGAGGAAGUUCCAGCCGCUUUUGUUUCCUUUAGGUCAAGACAUGGUGCUGCAAUAGCAUCAAACAUUCAGCAAGGAAUAGAUCCAACAGAAUGGCUAACUGAGCCAGCCCCAGAGCCUCAAGAUGUUCACUGGCCAUUUUUCACCGCAUCGUUCGUGAGAAGAUGGAUCUCUAAUGUGGUGGUAUUCGUGGCUUUCGUAGCUCUGAUAAUCCUAUACUUCAUCCCUGUUGUGUUGGUUCAAGGUCUUGCUAAUCUUCACCAGUUAGAAACAUGGUUCCCUUUUCUAAAAAGCAUACUCAAUAUAAAAGUUGUGAGUCAAGUGAUUACGGGAUAUCUUCCGAGUCUAAUUUACCAGCUUUCCGUAAUGAUAGUACCACCCAUUAUGCUCCUACUUUCUUCAAUGCAAGGAUACAUUUCUCAUAGCCAGAUCGAGAAAUCUGCAUGUAUCAAGCUUCUAGUCUUUACAGUAUGGAACAGUUUCUUUGCAAUUGUACUGUCCGGAUCUGCUCUUUAUCGUGUUAAUGUCUUCCUUGAACCUAAGAACAUUCCCCGUGUGCUUGCUGCUGCUGUGCCAGCUCAGGCCUCCUUCUUUAUAUCCUAUGUUGUGACCUCUGGAUGGACUGGUUUAUCAUCAGAGAUCUUCCGUUUGGUUCCUCUUCUCUGGAAUUUUGUGAUGAAACUUUUCGGUAAGGAAGAUGACAAAGAUUUUGAGGUCCCUUCCACUCCCUUCUGCCAAGAAAUCCCAACUCUUCUCUUUUUUGGACUUCUCGGUACAACUUACUUCUUCCUUUCCCCAUUGAUUCUGCCCUUCUUGUUGGUCUACUUUUGUCUUGGAUAUGUCAUCUACCGCAACCAGCUUUUAAACGUAUAUGCGGCCAAGUAUGAAACUGGUGGAAAGUUCUGGCCAAUAGUUCAUAGCUCUACUAUCUUCUCUUUGGUUCUGAUGCAUGUUAUUGCAGUCGGAAUAUUCGGGCUUAAAGAGCUUCCGUUGGCAUCUUCUUUGACAAUCCCUCUCCCCAUUCUCACCAUCCUUUUCAGCAUCUACUGCCAGAGACGUUUCUUAGCGAAUUUCAAAUCUUUUCCUACCGAGUGUCUGGUAAACAAAGACAAAGCAGACGAGAGAGAGCAAAACAUGUCUGAAUUCUAUGCGAAACUCGUUGUCGCCUAUCGAGACCCUGCUGUUUCGGCAUCGCGGAACGCUCGGGGCAUCUCACCUGAAGAUCCUCCGCUUCUCCGUUCAGAUCAAGGCUGAAAAUAAACCUUACUCAAAACAACUCUUGCUUGACCUUUGUAAGUUUUGUUAAACGAUGGAAGAGACACUAAACCGACUACCGUGUGCAUUGGUUUGGUUCUUCACCUAGAAUGAACCGGUUUUGUAUUAUGUUUGUCUACAAGUUGUAUAAAAGGAAAUAAAAGAUUUGGUUUGCCAUAA